Molecule: messenger RNA, 2002 nt
Organism: Nycticebus coucang (slow loris)
Lineage: Eukaryota; Metazoa; Chordata; Mammalia; Primates; Lorisidae
Gene: TOLLIP
Product: toll interacting protein
Exons: 6
Coding region: 176-1003 (275 amino acids)
Biological process (GO): ubiquitin-dependent protein catabolic process
Cellular component (GO): cytoplasm
Molecular function (GO): ubiquitin binding; ubiquitin conjugating enzyme binding
Source: RefSeq, a predicted model, not a curated record
CAGCGCCUGCGCAGUGAGGCGGGGCCGGGUGGGGGCGGUGCGCGGUGGCCGUCAGCUGACUGUGGCGGCGACUGCCUCGGGUGACGACCGUCGGCGUUGCAGAUUCCGGCCGUGCGGAAGAGCGCGUCUGUCUCUGGACCCUGGGUCGGCGAGGCGCAGGGGCGGCCGCAGCACCAUGGCGACCACCGUCAGCACGCAGCGCGGGCCGGUGUACAUCGGUGAGCUCCCGCAGGACUUCCUGCGCAUCACGCCCACUAGGCAGCAGCAACAGGUCCAGCUGGAUGCCCGGACAGCCCAACAGCUGCAGUAUGGAGGGGCAGUGGGUGCUGUGGGCCGCCUUAAUGUCACCGUGGUACAGGCAAAGUUGGCAAAGAACUAUGGCAUGACCCGCAUGGACCCCUACUGCCGCUUGCGCCUGGGCUACGCAGUGUACGAGACACCCACAGCCCACAAUGGUGCCAAGAACCCGCGCUGGAACAAAGUCAUCCACUGUACUGUGCCCCCAGGCGUGGACUCCUUUUAUCUCGAGAUCUUUGAUGAGCGAGCCUUCUCCAUGGACGACCGCAUUGCCUGGACCCACAUCACCAUCCCCGAGUCCCUGAAGCAGGAGGGCGCAGUGGAGGACAAGUGGCACUGUUUGAGUGGGCGGCAGGGCGAUGACAAGGAGGGCAUGAUCAACCUGGUCAUGUCCUACUCGCUGCUGCCAGCCGCGAUGGUGAUGCCACCUCAGCCGGUGGUGCUGAUGCCGACCGUGUACCAGCAGGGCGUCGGCUACGUGCCCAUUGCAGGGAUGCCUGCUGUCUGCAGCCCUGGCAUGAUGCCUGUAGCUGUGCCACCGCAAGCCGUGAAUGCCCAGCCUCGCUGCAGCGAGGAGGAUCUGAAAGCCAUCCAGGACAUGUUUCCCAACAUGGACAGGGAGGUGAUCCGCUCUGUGCUGGAAGCCCAGAGAGGGAACAAGGACGCUGCCAUCAACUCCCUGCUCCAGAUGGGCGAGGAGUCAUAGGCCCACCCUGUACUGCCCGGCCCACUGGACCCGCCACCUGUGGGUUCCAGGAAGCUCUGUCCCAACAAGACUCCUAUGAAAAGCCCCCAUGGCCCUUGGACCUCUGUGCCACCCUGUUCACACCUGCUCUGGGGCGCAUGUGGGUUUCAUGCUCUCUGUUGGUCCUAGAGGGCAAGUCCCGCCUGGUCUGGGGUGGGGGGUGGGCCCGUUGCUGGCGCUCACUCCCCUGUUGAUUGGGGCUGGUGUCUUCCCUCUUGCUGUUACUGGAAAACACUCUUGUAGAAAGUGAUUGCUGUCAGGAAUUGUUGGACACCCUUCAGAUCUGAUCAGUGUCAGUUAUUUGACUUAGUUGGGACAGACUUGUUAAUUUUAAGGCACACAGAAUCCAUUCACAGUGAUUUGUGGGUUAUUUUUGGAACUGCCAAGCUGAAACUCACAUCCUUCCCCAAUGCUCUGUCUGCCCGGCCGCCCUGUGUCUGAUCCUUACGAGCUGAGCUGGGGCUGUCUCUUGCCUCCCACCGCGUCACUGUCCUGCCACCCACCUGUGUGAGGGCAGAGGGAGGCCACCCCAGCAUGUGGAGGGAGCCGUGUGGCAGCCACUCCUGCCUGUCCCCUUGCCCUGUGCCUGUGUCCUGCCCGUCCUGCCGCAGGCUGCUCCUCGAGAGUCUGCAGCAGGGCUCAGGCGAGGGUGGGAUCACAGGCGCAGCCCUAUACCUGCUCAGGGGGCCUGGGCUCUGCUGGCACCUGUGCUACAGAUGGGUUUGGGGAGGAGUGGAAAUCUGGCAGAUGUAAUGUUCAGGCUGGAGGCACCCACAGCUCUGGUCUGCCAGUCACCAUGUGGAACAUAGUGGGUCGUGGGACAGAUUGGGGAUGCCUAGUUGUGGAAAUCAGGGACUUGGGAGGUUUCUCAGGAGUGAUGCACUUUAAAUAACAGCAUUUAGCGCACCCGUCACACAUCUGUAAUGUCCAUGGUUCUGCAUUAAAUCACAGUUGCUGGUC